UUGCAAUUUUUUAUCUGCAAGCAGAUAGCGAGCAUGUCUCUGCCCUCCUGGUUCUUCUGUUGCUUUGGCUGCAUAGCUGUCGAAGACUUGCAGAAUGCCUCUGGACCAGCGUGUUUUCCAAUGGUGUCAUUCAUAUCGUGCAGUAUGGGUUUGGACUUGCUUACUACAUUGCUGUUGGCUCAACUGUGCUAUGUCAAGUGCCUGCUAACAUCAGGAAUGGAGAAGAGCUUUCUGUGCAGAUCUCCUGGUAUCACAUCAUAGGAGUUGUGCUGUAUAUUUGGGCCUCUCUUCACCAACACAGAUGUCUUGUGAUUCUAGCUAAUCUUAGAAAAAGUAAAUCAGGAAAGGUCGUUAGUCUGAGCCACAGUAUACCUUUUGGAGACUGGUUUGAGAGAAUUUCUUGCCCACAUUAUUUUGCAGAAUUCCUGAUAUAUGUAUCUAUGGCCAUCACACUUGGAUUUCGCAACAUGACAUGGUGGUGUGUAGUGAUGUAUGUUCUUUUUAACCAGGCACUGGCUGCUGUUUUGUGUCACGAGUUCUAUCAGGAGAACUUUAGCUCCUACCCAGAGCAUCGAAAAGCAUUUAUACCGUUUGUGUUUUAGAGUAUUUCUUCUGAAGUGUCUUUAAUACAGAUGUUUUCUAUAAGGAAAUGAGAGAUUCACAUUUUAACAAAGCCAAAGUAAAAGUGCACAUUUUCUCUAAUUCUAGUUUAAAAUCUCAUCAUUUUAAUUAUAAUCUCAUCUGUUACUAAUU
Molecule: messenger RNA, 753 nt
Organism: Pterocles gutturalis (yellow-throated sandgrouse)
Lineage: Eukaryota; Metazoa; Chordata; Aves; Pterocliformes; Pteroclidae
Gene: SRD5A3
Product: steroid 5 alpha-reductase 3
Exons: 3
Biological process (GO): polyprenol catabolic process; dolichol-linked oligosaccharide biosynthetic process
Cellular component (GO): endoplasmic reticulum
Molecular function (GO): 3-oxo-5-alpha-steroid 4-dehydrogenase activity
Source: RefSeq, a predicted model, not a curated record